Saitoella complicata NRRL Y-17804 is the source of this 471-nucleotide messenger RNA. RefSeq lists its product as uncharacterized. Gene Ontology annotation, biological process: mitochondrial respiratory chain complex I assembly. The record is from RefSeq and is a predicted model, not a curated record. Lineage: Eukaryota; Fungi; Ascomycota; Saitoellomycetes; Saitoellales; Saitoellaceae. The transcript is spliced from 2 exons. The coding region runs from base 25 to 396 and encodes 123 amino acids.
UUGGAAAAGCAUAACAAAGGAGCCAUGGGUGUUUUCACGAGAACAGGAUCGUUGAUUGGUUGGGGAGCCGCCAUCGGAACCUCUUUCGCCUUCUUCUCAACCGCCUCCGCAAACCUCAGAGAAACCGAAGACGCCUUCAACGUCUUCAUCGGCGGUUUCGCGGCCGGUGCAGUCGCUGGUCUCAAAAAGGGUAAAGUCACCUCGGUUCUCGGGAUGGGUGCACUCAUCGGAUCGACGUUCGCUGUGGUUGAUUGGUGUGGUGGAUCCUACGGUUCCAUCUAUCAGGGGAUGACUGAAGAGGAGAAGGAGGAGCUUAAGAAUAAGUGGUUCACGGCGAAGAAGAGGUAUUAUCGGGCGGAGGCGGAGGAGGUGUUUGGAAAGGGACGGGUUGCCUAAAUUUGGGGCGCGGUGUGAAUACAGAGUUCGGUAUGUACGGUAUACGAUAAUGAACGACAUGCAUGACAGAGAGUG